AUGGCAAGUGCAUCGCUCUGUGCCGCUAAUACAUCGGCAUCUCAAAAUCUUCGGAAAGUGUCUGGUUUUGCUGAAAAUAAAACCACACAGUGCUCGUUUUCCAUUGAAAGUAUUUUGGGAUUGGAGCAGAAAAAAGAUGGCAUUCCAGCUGGGAAACCUCACAGACCAUGGAUGGAUGCAUGCACCAAUUUGGUUGUAGGUGAUGACAGUAAUCCUCAUCUGCAGAUCCCUGUUGUUUGCUAUGAAAAUCCGUUCUUUCAUGCUAACAGUAAUCCAGUGCAAGAGGAAAAAGUUUUGAAAUGUGAAAAAUAUUUUUCAGUCACUGAAAGGCUAUCUUUCAAACGAGAAUUGAGCUGGUACAGGGGCAGAAGACCAAGAACUGCAUUUACUAGAAAACAGAUUGAAGUAUUGGAAAAUGUUUUUAAAAUGAACUCCUACCCUGGCAUUGAUAUUAGAGAAGAGCUAGCUUGCAGAUUAGGUUUAGAUGAAGACAGGAUCCAGAUCUGGUUUCAGAACCGUCGUGCAAAGCUGAAAAGAUCACACCGAGAAUCUCAGUUUCUAAUGGUGAAAAAUACUUUUACCUCCAGCCUGCGAGAGUAG
Mesitornis unicolor (brown roatelo) is the source of this 600-nucleotide messenger RNA. It is a transcript of the gene HESX1, whose product is annotated as HESX homeobox 1. NCBI's taxonomy places the organism in Eukaryota, Metazoa, Chordata, Aves, Mesitornithiformes, Mesitornithidae. The coding region runs from base 1 to 600 and encodes 199 amino acids. Gene Ontology annotation, biological process: forebrain development; pituitary gland development; regulation of transcription by RNA polymerase II. Gene Ontology annotation, molecular function: DNA-binding transcription repressor activity, RNA polymerase II-specific; RNA polymerase II cis-regulatory region sequence-specific DNA binding. The record is from RefSeq and is a predicted model, not a curated record. The transcript has 4 exons. Gene Ontology annotation, cellular component: nucleus.